AGUUGGUGUUGGAAACUGACGCCUUUUGAAAACUUUCUAUAUUUUUUGUGAUAAUUCGCCAUAAAAUAACAAUUAUUAGUUUCGCGGGUGUUGUUAUUCCCAGUGGCUACAUUUUUCUUUUGAAUUGUGAGCCAUGAGCCAAAUGGUAACGCGGAAAGGCCCCGUGGGGGAAGAUAAAGAAAAGAGGCAGACAGACAGUCCGGUAAAAGACAUGAAGAAGAAAAUAGCUGCAAAUGCAGAAAAAGAGAAACAGACCGGAGAAAAAGUUCCCGAGAAACAUCAAAACGACAAAAACUCAGAGAAACUAGACAAAAGCAUAGACAAAGAUAAAAAAGACGCCAAACCAGCAGAAAAAACUGACAAGAAAGACGCCAAAACUGUAGAAAAGACGGAAAAGAAAGACGCUAAAAGCCCAGAAAAGCUAGACAAAAAAGAUGCUAAAAGCGCAGAAAAGACAGACAAAAAAGAUACUAAACCUGCUGAAAAAACGGAGAAAAAAGACGUAAAAAUAGCUGAGAAAUCUGACAAGAAAGAAAAGGAAAAAAGUGUAGAGAAAGACAAGAAAGAAAAGACGACAGACAAAAGAGAUAAGGCUGAUAAGUCGCCGGAGAAGAAAGACAGAGCUGACAAGAAAGAUGACAAAAAGGAUGAGGUGAAAGAAAGAAAUGGGAAGCCUGAGCACAAAGAAGCGAAACAGAACGGCACCCGCAACGGCGACCACGAGGCCAGCUCGGAGGACGACGAGUUGGAACGCGACGAGCUGUUCCCCGAGCUCGCGUACGACGACAGCGACGUGGAGGUCGUCGAGGGCCUGCCCAGCCGCAGCACCACCCGCCGCGACCAGGUGAAGGCGACGCGCACGCCGGAGACGCCGCGCCCCGCCUCCGACAAGCGACCGGAACCGGAUGCUGAGUCGAAGGAGAAAGUGCUGAAGCUGCAAGACUCCCUCGCUACGGACAGGAAGCUCCGGUCUGCGGAUUCCCCCAAACCUGCCAACGUAGACCAGCAGGACAAGAUGGAGUUGGAUGAGGUGGAGAGUGAAGAGCGCCGCAAGCCCGACACCAACUACUCGCGGUCGCGCGCGCGCGUGUCGCCGUACCGCCGCGCCGCCCCGCCGUCCGCCGUCGCCCCGCCCCACGCGCCGUCCGCCGCCGACGUCACCGCGUGCUCCGCCCAAGCUGAUUAUACCGGCAACAACACGACUAUGGAGACAGACAUGGAGUUGUCCGUGUCGGAGGCACCUGAAAGCCCGUACCUAUCGGGUCUGCGUACCAUCCGCGGCCGGCGCUCCUACAAGCCGCUGCGCGAGAUGACGCUGCGCAACAUCGUGCCGCGUCCCCCGCGCCCCGCCCCCACACUCGCGUCCGAGCCCAUCCGUCCGAUGGCGCCUGUCGUCGGCCGCAAGCGCAAGCCCGACGAUGUCGAGGUGGCCGUGGACGCGCUCGCCGAGACCAAGCGCCCGCGCCUGCUGCAGCGACUGGCGAGACCAUUCCGCGCGCUCGCUGCUAGACAGCCUGAGAUCGUCGGCAUCAACACAGACUUACCGAUGACGGCGCCGGUCGCGUGCGCAGACUUCGACCCCGAAGUCAUCAAGGCCGAAGACACUGACACGGUGGACCAGAUAGACCACGCCAAGGACCAGAGGGACCAAAUACCGGUCCCCACAAGUCGACUGGUCCCGCAGGAUAACAAGAGAUGUGUUAUCGUGUAAUGAAGUAGAAUGAUGAUGAAAUGUGAACGAAGUUUUGUGUCAGUUGGUAUGUACUGUUUGAUGAAUUUCAACAACCGAUGUACUAUCAGAGAAGUUGAUUCAUAGGCAGUUGGCGGGCCUAUGUAAG
This is a messenger RNA of Aricia agestis (brown argus), 1838 nucleotides long. Its product is annotated as protein starmaker-like. The transcript has 10 exons. The record is from RefSeq and is a predicted model, not a curated record. Lineage: Eukaryota; Metazoa; Arthropoda; Insecta; Lepidoptera; Lycaenidae. Bases 134 to 1711 code for a protein of 525 amino acids.